Molecule: messenger RNA, 1647 nt
Organism: Penicillium soppii
Lineage: Eukaryota; Fungi; Ascomycota; Eurotiomycetes; Eurotiales; Aspergillaceae
Product: karyopherin alpha
Exons: 3
Coding region: 1-1647 (548 amino acids)
Biological process (GO): NLS-bearing protein import into nucleus
Cellular component (GO): cytoplasm; nucleus; nucleoplasm
Molecular function (GO): protein binding; nuclear import signal receptor activity
Source: RefSeq, a predicted model, not a curated record
AUGGCGGAACGCUACAUCCCCGAACACCGCCGCACACAGUUUAAGGCUAAGAACCAGUUUAAGCCCGAUGAGCUCCGCCGCCGCCGUGAAGAACAGCAGGUCGAGAUUCGCAAGCAGAAGCGUGAUGACAACUUGGCCAAGAGACGUGGUAUCCAGACUCGGGAUGGUGGUAUUGGUGUUGGUGGCAUGACUGCCGCCACUGAGAGUGACGAUGAAGCUAGUGCUAUUGAGAGCGAGCUCAACGUCGAGCUUCCUCUGAUGGUGAAGGGUGUCUUUUCCGACCAAGUUGAGGAGCAGAUUCAGGCUACUACUAAGUUCCGCAAAUUGCUUUCGAAGGAGCGUAACCCCCCAUUGAGCACCGGUGUUGUUGCCCGUUUCGUCGAGUUCCUCCGCUCGCCUCACACUCUGGUCCAAUUCGAGUCUGCUUGGGCUUUGACCAACAUCGCUUCCGGCUCCGCCCAGCAAACCCAGGUUGUCAUUGAAGCCGGUGCCGUCCCCAUCUUCGUCGAGUUGCUGAAGAGCCCCGAGCCGGAUGUCCGAGAACAGGCUGUUUGGGCCCUUGGUAACAUUGCCGGUGACAGCCCUCAUUGCCGUGACUUCGUUUUGGGUGCCGGUGCUCUGCGCCCUCUUCUGGACCUCAUCAACGAUGGGCGUAAGCUGAGCAUGCUCCGCAACGCUACUUGGACCCUCAGCAACUUCUGCCGUGGCAAGACUCCCCAGCCCGAUUGGAACACCAUUGCCCCUGCCCUCCCAGUCCUUUCCAAGCUCAUCUACAUGCUGGAUGAUGAGGUCCUGAUCGACGCUUGUUGGGCUAUCUCAUACCUGUCCGAUGGUGCCAACGACAAGAUCCAAGCUGUCAUCGAGGCCGGUAUCCCCCGUCGUCUGGUAGAGCUCCUCAUGCACGCCUCUACUUCCGUGCAGACCCCCGCCCUCCGUUCCGUGGGUAACAUUGUCACCGGCGAUGAUGUUCAGACCCAGGUCAUCAUCAACUGUGGCUCGCUUCCCGCUCUCCUUUCCCUUUUGAGCUCCACCAAGGACGGUAUCCGCAAGGAGGCCUGCUGGACCAUCUCCAACGUUACCGCUGGAAACUCUAGCCAAAUCCAAGCUGUCAUUGACGCUGGCAUCAUUGCCCCUCUCAUCAACCUUCUUGCUAACGGUGACUUUAAGACCCGCAAGGAGGCUUGCUGGGCUAUCUCCAACGCCACUUCUGGUGGUCUUCAGAAGCCAGACCAGAUCCGCUACCUUGUCUCUCAAGGGUGCAUCAAGCCCCUGUGCGAUCUCCUGGCCUGUCCUGACAACAAGAUCAUCCAGGUUGCUCUUGAUGGUCUUGAGAACAUCCUCAAGGUCGGCGACAUGGACAAGGAGGCUGGUCAGGCUGGUGAGGCUCGCGUCAAUCGCUACGCUCUGUUCAUCGAGGAAGCUGGUGGCAUGGAAAAGAUUCACGAUUGCCAGAACAACGCCAACGAGGAGAUCUACAUGAAGGCCUACAAUAUCAUCGAGAAGUACUUCUCCGACGAGGAUGAGGCCGGCGGUGACAUCGAGGAGCUGGCUCCCCAGCAGACCCAGACCGGGUUCUCUCUUGGUACUGGCCAACAGCCAACCGGUGGAUUCAACUUUGGAAACGCCGGUGAUUCCAUGGAUAUGUAA